AGGCAUCGCCCGUGAGCAUGCCGUCUCCGGACAACCGCAAACAAGGCCGCAACUGGCUGGAGACGAUGGUGGAACUGCCGUCGGGAAUCGGCGAGGAAGAUGUCACCACUGAACACACGCGGGGGUGCGGCGAGGGCACGCGGGAGGGGGAGGGAGAGGAGGCGCGCCCCCCCGACGGAGAGCGGCUCCCCGGGGACGGAGCCAGCUGCUCCGCGCCCGACGACCAGCACCGCAUUAGCGACGAUGAUUCGUCGAACGGGAUACGCACAUUUGGUACAGAUAAAGAUCCAGUAUCAACGGAAGGCAUUCUACGGACGGGGCGAUACUAUAAAGGAAUAUAUUGGCCUUCUCUCACAAAUAGUUUUAAGGACGAAGCAGUGGAGUCAUCAUACCAAAGGUAUUCCAGACGCCAAAGACAGAAGUCCCUCAUCAUGGUCAACGUGGUGGACCUAGCUCUCAAAAUAUCUCUCUCUAUAAUUUACACGUUAAGCAAUAGAGGAAACGCAGCAGAAUCUAUAGUAGACGCAUACCGGAUAGCAUGGACGGUGGCGUUUUCGUGGCUGAACGUGGGCGUAUGUCUGCUGGGCUGGUGGCGUUGUUUCGCCAACAACUACCUGCACUGGGCCGCCGCCGCCACCUGGAUACUGCUCAUCGCACAAGGCCUGGGCGGGCAGGGCAUCGGCUUCGACGCGCCAGAAAGCCAAGUAUGGUACAUGCUGUUCAUCGUGUUCGUGCCGUACGCGAUGCUGCCUCUGUCUCUUGGAUGGUGCAUCGUCAUCGGGGUCCUGUCUUCGGUGGCUCAUGUCCUGGCCACCGCCGUGGAGAUAAAGGAGAUUAUGGAUAAAAAUACUUUGGCGGCACAUUCCUGCGGCAUGAGACUGCUUGUCAGCAAUGCACUGUUAUACAGUGCUGUUAACUUUGCUGGCAUGUACGCUAAGUACCUCGCCGAUUGGGGCCAGAGGAAAGCAUUUCUGGAAACCCACCGAUCCAUGGUCACCAGACAAAGAACGAAGAGGGAAAGUGACCGGCAGUGGAAAUUGUUCCAAAGUGUGAUACCAGACUUUCUGGCUCGGGAAAUAUACAAUCACGUUUCUCGAGUGAGGGGUGAAUUUCAAGAGCAGCAGUUCAACAAUUUAUACAUACAGAGGCAUCAAGAUGUCUCCAUUCUUUAUGCCGAUAUCAAAGGAUUUACUGAAUUAUCAAGCAAAUGCAGUGCUCAAGAAUUAGUGAAAUUGUUAAACGAGCUUUUCGCUCGUUUUGAUCGAUUGGCGUCGGAAAACAAUUGCCUGAGGAUCAAAUUACUGGGCGACUGCUACUUCUGCGUGAGCGGUCUCCCGGAGACGCGCGAAGACCACGCGCAUUGCUGCGUUAACAUGGGGCUGCACAUGAUCCGCGCCAUACGCGACGUGCGGUACAACGCACAGGUGGACCUGGACAUGCGGAUAGGCAUCCACAGCGGGACCGUGCUGUGCGGCGUGCUGGGUCUGCUGAAGUGGCAGUUCGACCUGUGGUCGCAUGACGUCACCGUCGCCAAUCACAUGGAGAGUGGAGGACUACCUGGUCGAGUCCACAUAUCGUCGGCCACCCUGGAAUGCCUGAACGGCGCCUUCGAGGUGGAGCCGGGCGACGGCGGCUCGCGCGACCCCUACCUCAAGGAGCACGACUUCACCACCUUCCUCAUCAAGAGCUCGGAACAGCCGCGACGGACCAGAAACAGGUCAAAGGCUGGGAGCCAACAAAGCCAACAACUGUGUGAACCCUCGCGACGUCCUAGCAGCGGCAUAGACGACGAAAUGACCACCGAUUGGACGCCAGAGAUGCCUUUCCAAAACUACUACACGACAACCGCCGCGGGAGUGGUCCGCUGUAGAAAGCGGCGCGACAGUGACGAGCUCAGCCAGGAUAAAGACAACGGAGACGUGCCCUCGCUCUCUGAUGCUGAGGAGGACGACAUAAUCAACCACUCGAUCGAGGUGAGCAGCAACCGGCGCAUGCGCGUGGCGAACAUGCAGGCGUGGACAUUACACUUCAGGCGCGCGGAGCUGGAGCAAAGGUUCGCGAGACUCGACGAGCGCACCUUCAAGUCCAACGUCAUGUGCUGCCUCGUACUAUGGCUGUUCAUCGUCGCCGUGCAGUGCGUCAUGCACUUUAACUGCAUGGAGAUCGUGAUAAUCUUGGCGGCGAUGACGAUUCCACUGAGCGCUGCGUUCGUAUCAGUGAUGGCAGAAGAGUUCCCGGGCGCCUGCCCGCGCCUGGCGAGCGUAUCGGCCGCGCUCGGGGGCUCCCGCCUGCGCCGCGACAUACACAUCUGCCUGUUCGUCACCAUCAUGUCCAUCUCCAGCACAGUAAAGCUCUACGUGUGCCCUUCAUCGUUCCCGCAAAGCGUGAAUUACACGAACGAAAUCCUCAACGAGUCCAACGCGACGACUCCAACGCUCUUGUCCGAAUACCGCGAGGUGCCGGGCGAAUGCUACAGACCCGAAUAUGUGGUGUUCACUUGGAUCCUCUGCCUCGUGGCUCUGACUUCAAUCCUCAAGCUAUACUACCUCAUCAAGACCUGCCUGGCCAUCGUCAACGUGGCCAUGUACUCCGGCCUCCUGCUGUACUAUUACGACGUGUAUUACAUCAGCAGCGAAAACACUGCCACCGGAAUAGUUUAUAUCAAAGCGCCGCUCAAAUUCUACGUGCAAAUGCUGAUCCUAAUGGUGAUGUUCCUGGUGAUGGUGGUGUACCACGCGCGGCUGAUCGAGGUGACGUCACGGCUGGACUUCCUUUGGAAGCUGCAGGCCGAGACCGACCUGGACGAGAUGGAGGACACGCAGAAGACCAACAAGCAUCUGCUGAAGCAUAUCCUUCCAGAUCACGUGGUCAACCACUUUCUGAGCAAGGAGUCUGCGCCAGAUGAGCUAUACUCGCAGUGGCGCGACGAGGUGGGCGUAAUGUUCGCGGGAAUCCCGAACUUCCACGAGUUCUACUCCGAGCAGAAGGCCGUGGACUGCAUGCGGCUGCUCAACGAGAUUAUUUUUGAUUUCGACAAGUUGCUGAUGCAGCCGAGGUUCAAAAGCAUAGAGAAGAUCAAAACCAUUGGAGCCACGUAUAUGGCAGCUUCAGGAUUGAAUCCCAAUCAUAAGAACGGCGACGACGACAGCGAGCACCUGUGCGCGCUGGUGGACUACGCGUUCGCGAUCCGCGAGGCGCUCGAGGACAUCAACAAGCACAGCUUCAACAAGUUCCGCCUCCGAGUCGGCAUAAGCUGCGGGCCGCUGGUGGGCGGCGUGAUCGGCGCGCGCAAGCCGGUGUACGACAUCUGGGGCAACACCGUCAACGAGGCCUCGCGCAUGGAGAGCACCGGCCUCAUGGACCGCAUCCAGGUCACCAAGUACACCAAGCAGCUGCUAGAAGUCCGCGGCUUCGAGCUAGAAAGCCGCGGCGGGGUAGAAGUGAAAGGCAAAGGCCGCAUGCACACGUGGUGGGUAGUCCGAGGCCGCGCGGGCCGCCGCCCCGCCGCCGCGUCAGCCCCGCCGCGCUCGCUCGCCGCCAUCGUGUAUACUAUGCUACAAGCGCGCAAAAGAAUAUACACGCAUCCGCUGGACGCAGCCGCUGCUACGACUACUUCAACAAGCCGCGCGGGCAGCGUUCGCGCCGCCGGCUCCACGCGCAGCGCGCCGCGACACCGCUCCGAGCUGCGCCGCGCGCGCACGAGACACGGGCCGCACACUGGCGACAUCGAGCUGGGCAUCCGUCCUCACGCCAGCAGCAUGGUGGUGCGGCGGCCGGACAUGGCGCCGCCGCUCGUCAGCAGCAUCUCGGCGCCGCACACGCCCACCGCGCCGCACGCGCCCGCGUUACCCGCCCUGCCCGGCUUGCCCGCCGCGCAGCCGCCCAAGCUGGGGCUAGGUGCAAGACUCAAAGCGGCCAGCUUUUCCUACCGCACGCGGCCGCGAGACAAAUCUCCGAAGAUUCGCGAGCAGUAUUCCAAAGAGGGCUCCGUGAACUCCGUCGCUAACGGAGCGCCGGGCUCGUUCCGCUUCCGCUCCGUCACCACCGCGUCCUUCUUCCGCAGCCGGAACAAGGACAAGCGGAGCAAGGAACAGCUGGAUGACGAACACAAGGAAAACGGGGACGCUGUCACCACGAGGAUGUGAACUAUUUUAAUUAAAGACGAAAAUAUCUUAACAGAUACAUAUAUGACAUGAUUCUUCUAUGUACACCGAUUAAUAUUAAUGUUGCAGAGUAUGGAACGUUCCCAAAGAUAAACCUUAUAUUUUUUAUUUGAGAAUAUUUAUAUAAGAUUUGUGUUUGCACAAAAUAAUUUUAGUUUUCGAAAUGUAUUUAGAAUUAAGCACAAAAUAUGCAUUUAAUAUAUGUAGAUAAAAGUACAAUCGUAUGUACCAUGUUGUAAAUAAAUUGUAAAAUCUAUGUCGGUAAUAUAAUUACGUACUCGAUAUUAAGUUGUAUGUACUAUUUUAUUAAAGGGGAUGCAAAGGAAAACGCUAACUAAACUCUUCUAAAAGAAGACACUAUUGUAAAUAUUUUAAGCAUUUUUGGCUUUUGUCUAUUUUUAUAACAUUUCGUCGACGUUAUGUUCGACGCUGUUUAUAUUAUAUUGCUUUAUGCUUAUCUACUGUUAGAGCUUAAUGUGUUACGGUCAGAACUUGUGAACCCUUAGAUGUUAGGGACCAAAAAGAGAUGAUGAAUUAUGUUAGCGGCCUGUGCUGUGGCCGACACUCGAGAGUAUAAAGGUAAGAUUUGGCCAGUUCUGAUAGCUAUAGAUUUCAAAUAUGCAAACCAGUCUUGUAGUAGCCAAUCACCAAGGAUUGAUGCAAUCUAUUACUAUACACACGUCACAAUGACGCAAGGUGUAUAACACAGAUCCAAAUCUAUGAUUGGUGUAACUUCAGUGUCAUGCUUUUGACCGCCAAUGUAGCAACAUAUUUCCGUUGGGCGCCGCAACGCAUCGUGUGCAAUUACCUUAUCUUUGUAUAACACAUAAAUCGCACAAAGCUUCUACAGAAACUCGAAUACACAAAGAACAAUGUACAGAAUGAAUACAAGUUGUGGAUAUGAGUAUGAAAGAUAUAAUUGUAAGUAGUAUUUAGCCAAAAGUAGUAAGCGAUGCCAAAGAUAAAAUGAUCUCAAGCAUAUUUUAUCAGUGCGUGUAUAAUACGCUGUAUUUACAUUGCAUAUUGUACAUAGUAUUAUUUUCAGAUCUGGAAAGUUUAUGUGAACAUGUAAUAGUUGUUUUAAUUAUAUCAUCCGUUGUAGCGAUAAGUAAAAUAUAUACAUUAAUGUUACCAAAGCCAAAUUAUUUUAUAGGUAUUAAACUAAAGAUUUCUUCAAACUGACGUUUAUGAAAUAAAACAUGGAAUUCGAACGCA
This is a messenger RNA of Ostrinia furnacalis (Asian corn borer), 5378 nucleotides long. Its product is annotated as adenylyl cyclase 78C. Gene Ontology annotation, cellular component: plasma membrane. The transcript is spliced from 30 exons. Gene Ontology annotation, molecular function: adenylate cyclase activity. Gene Ontology annotation, biological process: cAMP biosynthetic process; intracellular signal transduction; adenylate cyclase-activating G protein-coupled receptor signaling pathway. Lineage: Eukaryota; Metazoa; Arthropoda; Insecta; Lepidoptera; Crambidae. The record is from RefSeq and is a predicted model, not a curated record. Bases 18 to 4145 code for a protein of 1375 amino acids.